UUACAUUUCUUCACGUGUUUCGUUUCGCGUACACAUUCGGACGGCGGUUCAACUUCGCGCCAUGUGCACCAAAUUGUGAUUUCGGACCCUAAACAAAAUGGAACACCGUGGUACAUUUCGACAUACAAAAACAUUUUUCGGCAAAAUUUCCGUCAACCGCAACUAAACGCAGUUCAAAACUAGGUUCAUUUUUUAUUACGUUCGUUGAUUUUUUAAAGUCUCAGUUUUUCACAAACUAAUGCAGUUGAAACGGUUUAAGUUUAUUCUUAUGAGUUCCUUUCGUUUCUAAAUGAAACUGUAACACACAAACAAGAAACAGUAGAACAGACAGACGGAUAGAAGUAGAGAGAAGGCGGCAGAAGUAGAGAUGGCGCUUGCAUCUUCUGUGAGCUUGUACUACUCGAUCGUGCAGCGGGCGGCGAGACACUACCUGGAAGAUUACUGUCAUACAGAUACAACUGCGCCUUACGUGCUGUACAAAGAUGGAGUGGAACGCGCUCCGCCGGGCACGCAGUGGGGCGGCGCCGUGUUGGAUGGGGGCUACCAAGCCAUGCAGCACCAGAGCCCGGGCGGACCCUCGCCACAGCCCGAGCCGCAGCUCGCGUCUCCCGCUCCCUCGCCUUAUCCCCCGGCGCCCCCGCCCACCGACCCCUCGUCGGACGAGGCCCAACAGCUCGCCCAGCAACAAGCUCAACAGCAGGCGCAACAGCAAGUUCAGCAACAAACGUCUCCCGAGCACAUGCAAGUCGAGCAGCAACUACAAAACCAGUCGCAACCGCAACCCUCGUCACAGGAUCAUCUCGAUAGAACUCCGUGCUUCGUCUCCCAAGCGGAAUUACAACAGCAGUACGCCACGCCCUACUUCAAAGAGACGAGACCCACGAGCCACAUGCUGGGCACCGGAGGCUUCCCUCUGCACUACUUGAAGCAGAACGGCGGAGUGUUAUCGCUCGAGGGCCCGCUGGACCAAUACGCGGCGCCGGACUUGCGCCACUUGCCGGACAUCGUCCAAGCCGAGCCGCCCAAGCCUCGGAAACACAAUCCCAACUCCGAACUCCGCCUGUUCAAGUGCCUGACUUGCGGGAAAGAUUUCAAGCAGAAAUCCACCCUUCUGCAGCACGAGAGGAUCCACACGGACUCCAGGCCGUACGGGUGUCCGGAGUGCGGAAAGCGGUUUCGGCAGCAGUCGCACCUCACGCAGCACCUGCGCAUCCACGCCAACGAGAAACCGUACGCGUGCGUGUACUGCCCGCGCUCGUUCCGGCAGCGCGCCAUCCUGAACCAGCACCUGCGCAUCCAUUCCGACGUAUCGCCGCAUCUAAUCUUCAAGAACGGGACAACACCGACCUUGUGGCCGCAGGAUGUUCCGUUUCCGCCCGAUGAGAACAAAGAGGAGGUACAGUCUUCCUUCGGGGACGACGGUCCCAAUGGGGACCAGCGUGGCUCGUGCUUCUCACCCGGAGACACGGCGCAGUACCCCGCGUACUUCAAAGACACGAAGGGCCUCAACCACGGGGUCUUCGGCUCCAGUCUGUCGCUUCAGUAUUUAAAAGGCGGGAAACUCCCCGACGUGUUAGGCGGGCGAGCGAUGCCGCUGUACGUCCGUUGUCCGAUCUGCCAAAAAGAGUUCAAACAAAAGUCAACGUUGCUGCAACACGGUUGCAUACACAUAGAGUCGCGGCCGUACCCGUGUCCCGAGUGCGGCAAGCGCUUCCGGCAGCAGUCGCACCUAACGCAACACCUCCGCAUUCACACGAACGAGAAGCCCUACGGGUGUGUGUACUGUCCGCGAUUUUUCCGGCAACGGACCAUUCUAAACCAGCAUUUGCGAAUCCACACCGGCGAGAAGCCGUACAAGUGCACGCAGUGCGGGAAGGACUUCCGGCAGAAGGCGAUCCUCGAUCAGCACACGCGGACGCACCAGGGCGACCGGCCCUUCUGCUGCCCGAUGCCCAACUGCCGGCGGCGGUUCGCCACCGAGCCGGAGGUGAAGAAGCACAUCGACAACCACAUGAACCCGCACGCGGCCAAGGCGCGGCGCGCGGACGCCAAGACGCCGCGGCCGCUGCCGCCGGCGGCCGCGGUGGUGAAGCCCGAGCUAUACUUCCCGCAGUGCUACGCGCCGCCCUUCCAGCAGUUCCCCGCCGCGGAGUUCAAGCCGGCCGUGGGCGGCGGCGCGUGCCUGCCCGCGCAGUGA
Molecule: messenger RNA, 2197 nt
Organism: Pararge aegeria (speckled wood butterfly)
Lineage: Eukaryota; Metazoa; Arthropoda; Insecta; Lepidoptera; Nymphalidae
Gene: jim
Product: myeloid zinc finger 1
Exons: 3
Coding region: 368-2197 (609 amino acids)
Biological process (GO): regulation of cytokine production; negative regulation of transcription by RNA polymerase II; regulation of immune system process
Source: RefSeq, a predicted model, not a curated record